GUGUGUGUGUGUGAUAGAGAGAAUGAGUGUAUGCUGUGAAGACAGGAAUAAAUACCUCCUAAGGUCUUAAAAUUAACCUCAAGGGAAAGGAAAAAGCUGAAUUCCCCGGGGGGAUUAUCACUGUUGAUCUGCAGGCUAAUUUGCAUGAUAUAGGUGUUGCAUGGUUCAUCAAUCAAAACUAUUAAAAUUAAAAAAAAAGAGAGCGCAGAUGCAUAAAAUCUAUCCUGGCCUGGUUCCAAAGAGAGUGCGAUUCAUCCCACCUCGUGCGCGGGUGAGCACGGGCAGCGCAGGCCUCCCUGCGCGCGCACACCCGUGUGCUGGGCCGCUCCGGGGCAGGGCUCCUGCGUCCCCGCUCGCUCGCUUACCCCUCGGACGAGGCUGACAAGAGCACAUACCCCGCAGGGUCCAUGUGAGGACUCCGUGAGUUAGUACAUGCGAGGCUGUAAACAACGUCUACAUCGGGCAAGUGCCUGAGUAAUGUCGAUUCUGAGGCCAAUAAGGCAGGAGGAGAAGGAGGAGGCAGCUUUUCUUUUGACCAGAUAGUCAAGCCUUUGGCUAUACCCUCCUGACGUGCCGCCUUGGGAAAACGUAGUUCGCUCCAACUGCCUACUGACGGCACAGCAGGGAGCGAGACCGUGGGCGGGACGGAGGGUGAGCCAGACCCACGAAGCUGGGGCAGCCCCAGGGCCUGCCUGUCCUUCGGAUGACCGCUGGCUCCCGAGAAGAGAAAGCUCUCUGAGGACCAGGUCCCCUGGGGAGGAAACCAGCUUGGGUAUUCCGACAUCUUCCAGUGCUUCUCAGCUGUGUGUGAGGACGGUUUUCCUCAGAGGAGCCCCAGAUUUUAUCAAAGAGAAAUAUUUCUUUUUUCUUCAAAAUGAAAAUGGACUUGGAGGUCAGUGAACCAAUAGACUUUAGUUCUGGCGAUCAUCAACAUCUGGUUCGGAAAGCAGCAGAUAGUAACACCCAGAUCAAGUCUGGUCAGACCUACACAACUUCACCUUCUGAGCCACAAAAAACUCACAGGAAUACACAUUCAAAGACCAGAGAGCGAGCAGAUACCUAUGUGGUACAAAUUUCAGAUGAAACUACCCCAAAUGACAGCAGUAAUUUAGCCAAUCCGUUCUCAGAUGCAUCGGUCCGCAGAGCUUUCAUUAUCAAAGUGUUCCUGAUCCUGUCAGCUCAGUUGGUGGUCACUGGGGCAAUCGUCAGCAUGUUUAUUUUCUGGAAGAGCUUAAAAGCUUGGGUGCUCGUGAAUGCCUGGUUCACCUAUGCAAUCUUGCCGGCGUUUUUUGUUGUACUAAUCGUCCUUGCUUGCUGCGGGAAACUCCGCCGCAAGGUGCCUGCGAAUUACAUUCUCCUGGGGUUUUUUACAGUUCUUCAAGGUCUGCUGCUCGGGGCCGUAUCUGUUUUCUAUAAUGCUGAGGAAGUGUUAUGGGCAACAGCAGCCACCGCUCUGGUGACGUUAUCGCUCACCUUAUUUGCUCUUCAAACAAAAUGGGAUUUCACCAUGCUGAAUGGAAUGCUCUUUGUUUUACUGUUCGUACUUAUUAUCUAUGGAAUUCUCUUACUCUUCAUACGAUCAUAUUGGUUGCAUCUCUUGUAUGCUGGCCUCGGGACUAUAGUCUUCUCACUUUACUUGGUGAUGGAUGUACAGCUCAUGGUGGGAGGGCGCCACCAUCACUCUGAUCUGGACCCUGAAGAGUAUGUUUUUGCUGCCCUGAACAUCUACUUGGACAUCAUCAACCUUUUCCUUUUUAUUUUGCAACUGAUUGGACUGGCACGGUAGUCAUAUGGCCAAGACUGGUUCGUGUUGAAAAGAGGGAAGGAGGGAUGCCUAUGACAUGUUGCCAGGCUCAGACAUGUGGAGGUUACCACUUCAUAAGCCUUUUAUUAAAAAAAUAUUUUAAAAUGCUUAUUUUUUUGUCAAAUGAAACCAAGCAUUCAGUAGAUGGUAGCUGUAGCUGUGAUAUUUUUAGUUCCAUUGUCACACUGCAAAACUUUCUGGGGGACACUUCUGAUUUUUAUAAAUUCAAAAGAUGAGUAUCAUACUUACGUACUAACAAACACUUGUAAGAUGUCCAUAACAUUGUUUAAGUUUUCCAGGCAGUCUUUAAAGUUGUAAACAACAUCUCUGUACAUGAAUAAAUUUGA
Ailuropoda melanoleuca (giant panda) is the source of this 2151-nucleotide messenger RNA. It is a transcript of the gene TMBIM7P, whose product is annotated as transmembrane BAX inhibitor motif containing 7, pseudogene. Bases 875 to 1786 code for a protein of 303 amino acids. Gene Ontology annotation, cellular component: membrane. The record is from RefSeq and is a predicted model, not a curated record. NCBI's taxonomy places the organism in Eukaryota, Metazoa, Chordata, Mammalia, Carnivora, Ursidae. The transcript is spliced from 12 exons.